CUUCGCCAGUCAAUUCCUCCACGACCUCAAUUCCCCCGCGUUUACCCGUUGCGUCUAUCGCUUCACUACACUAGCACUGCACAUCAUGGGUGUCCCCUUCGAGGCCUUGCUUCCUUUUGGAAUCAUCAUCGGUUCCCUCACUGCUGGUGCUGGUGGUAUCUGGGCUGUGAAGUAUUAUGCCAACGGCUGGAAGCAGCCGCGUUGGAACCUUGACCUGUGGGAUAGAGUGAUGAUGGAGAGAGACCAAAGAAUGACAGGAAUAUUCCGUGGUCAAUCGGCCAACCCCACAGCUCCCACGGGCUUCGAACUCAACAACCCCUGGAAGCUCGAGAAACGGAUCUACUAAGGCGACCCCCGCGCCAUGUCUGCAAUUUCCUAUUUGUGCCUUAUUUGUUCGUCCUGCAUUAGCUUUGAGAGAAAUAUCCACGCCUCGGGUUAGAAAGAAUAACCUCUUUCUUUGUUAUCUGUACAAUUAUUGCCGAGCCAGCGACUUCCUCGCUGCCACGGUAGAGUUCCCAAAAAUGUCUAAACAUUCUAUUUGAUCUGAGAAA
Molecule: messenger RNA, 551 nt
Organism: Aspergillus japonicus CBS 114.51
Lineage: Eukaryota; Fungi; Ascomycota; Eurotiomycetes; Eurotiales; Aspergillaceae
Product: NADH dehydrogenase [ubiquinone] 1 alpha subcomplex subunit 1
Exons: 4
Coding region: 86-346 (86 amino acids)
Source: RefSeq, a predicted model, not a curated record